Molecule: messenger RNA, 4771 nt
Organism: Homalodisca vitripennis (glassy-winged sharpshooter)
Lineage: Eukaryota; Metazoa; Arthropoda; Insecta; Hemiptera; Cicadellidae
Product: nipped-B-like protein A
Exons: 22
Coding region: 1-4632 (1543 amino acids)
Biological process (GO): DNA integration; establishment of protein localization to chromatin; establishment of mitotic sister chromatid cohesion
Cellular component (GO): Scc2-Scc4 cohesin loading complex
Molecular function (GO): DNA binding; chromatin binding
Source: RefSeq, a predicted model, not a curated record
AUGGCGGGUGUUAGACGGUUUUUGUCUGAGAGUGAUGUCAGUAGAGCUGUUACUUUGAUAGAAGUGGGAGUUUCCCAACGAGAAGUGGGUAGGCGCUUAGGUGUGAGUCAAUCAGUAAUUUCAAGAUUAUGGAACCGACAUCAGGAGCUAGGAACUCUUCAAAGACGCCCAGGACAAGGCCGCUCGAGAUCUACCACGCACAUAGAAGAUCGAUUUUUACGAGUUAAUGCACUUCGUAAUCGAUUUUUAACUGCUAGAGAACUUCAAAACGACCUAAGCCAGGCGACUGGAAAUCGUGUGUCGGAUCAGACUGUUAGAAAUCGACUCCGGGAAGCUGGAUUGAGAUCUAGGAGACCUGCCCGAGUGCCGAGAUUGACUGUGCGUCAUAAGAGAGCCAGAUUGCAGUUUGCAAGAGACCAUAGGCGUUGGCAGCUGAGACAGUGGCGUAAGGUAAUGUUCUCAGACGAGUCAAAAUUUACAAUUUUUGGUAAUGACGGCCGCGUUCGAGUGUGGAGAAGAGGAAAUGAACGGUUUAUUAACUGUUGCCUAGCUCCCAGAGUUCCGUUUGGCGGGGGCUCAGUAUUAGUGUGGGGUGGCAUAACAAUGGACGGUCGUACAGACCUUGUCAUAAUCCGAAACGGUACUUUGACAGCCCAGCGUUAUGUGGACGAGGUGUUAGACGUUCAUAUUCGUCCGAGAGCAGAGCAAGCAGGUCAAAAUUUUUUAUUUAUGCAAGACGGAGCUCGACCACAUGCAGCAAGAUUGGUCCGUGAGUACCUGGGCGAACACAACAUACCACUGCUGGAGUGGCCAGCCUGCAGUCCGGACCUAAACCCGAUUGAGCACGUCUGGGACCAACUAGGACGAAGUAUCCGGGGCCGCCAAAACCAACCCAGGACUUUGGAUGAGCUGGAAAUGGCAUUACGAGAAGAAUGGGAGCGGUUACCUCAAGAUAGCCUCAGACGACUCAUCAGAACCAUGCCACAGCGUGUUCUUGCGGUUAUAUCAGCUAGAGGUGGUGGAAGUAAAAGUACCAAGAAAAUAGGAAUCUCCAAGAAGAGCAUAUCAGAACUGUACAAGAAGUUAACAGAAGUUGUCUCAAUGUUGGCACAACUGUUGUUAGUCCAACCUCUCACAGACACAACUGUGCUGCUCUUAUCCUCUAUCGCUGUGUCACCAUUCUUUGUGGAAGGCAUCAGUGAACUACAACUAUCUGCUCUGAGGCUUGCCACUAAUAUCUUUACCAAGUAUGAGAAGCACCGCAGCCUGCUGCUGGAUGACAUCAUAUCAUUGCUGGCCCGCAUGUCUGGCUCCAGACGUAACUACUGCACUUACCAGCUGGAGUCACAAGGACGAAUACAGAUGACAACAGUUCUCAUCCUUGACUUCAUUCAGUGCCUAGGUGUUCUGCCUGAGAAUUUGGUUGGCAAUAAACAGAAGUGUAGUGAAUAUGUGGACGACACCAACGAAUAUCCAGACUUUCUUCCUAGUGACAGUAAACCUGAAAGCAGUGAUGAUAAAAGUGUACUGAUGGAGAUGAGUACAGCAGAAAAAAAAACAGAUACAAAUGGGGUAGGUGUGGGAAGAAAAGGAAAUGAUAAGGAGGAUAUUGACUCAGUGAUCUCCUCCAAGUUAAUUCUGGCUCGCAGAACUGCACACGAGUUCCUGCAUAUGUGGUUGACUAAAUGUAGCAGCAAGAGUGAGAAUUCUGUCUACAAACUGCUCUUCGAGAACUUCAUCCGUGAUCUUCUCACUGCACACAACAAGCCAGAGUGGUCCUCGGCUGGCUUGAUGCUCUGUGUUCUUGGAAACCUCUUGGAUAAUUGUACAAGUUGUAACACAUCUUCCAGUAAGUUCCCUAAAUCUGACAAAUCUUCUAAAAGGAAACAAACAGACACAAACAAAGAAAAGUUAGAUGACAAUGGAGAAAUGCAUAGUGAUAUAGAGGAGGCAUUGAGAGUGAACAAUGUAGCUGAAACAAGAAAGAAGUUUCUGCUGAGUGAAGUUGGCUUAUUUGAAAAUUGCACUGCAAAGAGAGGCUUAAACUGUGAAUUGCUACAUACAUGUGUUGAUUAUAAUAGUGCUGGACUUUUGUUGAAGUAUCUGUCAUUCAAAACACCAUUUUCAAAGAGGUUUACAAUUUAUUUGAAACAUAUUCUGGGAGUGUUGAUGGAGUCAUCUGUACUGUUGCGUGCCAAGGCCAUGAAAUGCCUCUCUGCCCUGAUGGAAGUAGACAAGGAAGUACUGGCCUUACAGACAGUCCAGGCAGCUAUCAAUCACUCCUUCCUAGACCACUCAGCGUCAGUACGUGAGGCUGCGGUAGAUCUCGUUGGCAAGUUUGUGCUUACCCAGCCUUCACUCUUGGUCAAGUACUACGAAAUGCUCUCUGGCAGGAUACUAGACACAGGAGUUAAUGUCAGAAAAAAGGUAAUCAAAAUAAUGAAAGAUAUUUGCAUACAGCAUUCCGAUUUUUCCAAGACUUCUGAUAUCUAUGUCAAAAUACUUCGUCGAGUGAAUGAUGAAGAAGUUGGUGUCUGUAAGCUGGUGUUGGAGGUGUUUCGAACUCUUUGGUUUAACCCAGCCAGUGAGGAGGAAGUGGCUGACAGAGCAGCAAAAAUUAUUGAUGUCAUGGCAGUAUUGGAGGACCUGGGUCUUGAAUUGUUCGAACAGUUGGUUGUCCACCUGCUUAAGCCAAAUGAUGACAAAGCAGACCCUCAGGAACUGAAGACUACUCUGACAGCAUGCAAGCAGAUUGUAGAUUUUCUGGUAGACAAUGAGCUUAAUCUAGACACUGCAUCGUCCCAAAGAGAGGUUGUUUGUCUCCGCACAUUAUACAUUUUCUCAAAGGUCCAACCACUAUUGUUAGUUGGUCACAUUAACAAGCUCCAGUCAUACCUCAGCUUCAAUCGUGAGGCUCAAGUAGAACACCAGAUGGUCAGCUGGGUGGUGAGAAUGCUGGAGACUGUUGUGCCACUUAUGGACCAGCGCAGUGAAGAGUUUUUAACUAAUCUGGAAGAGCACAUGGUGAAUCUGAUGAUGCAGCAUGACCAGACAGUAAUCUAUAGCUGUGCCAGUUGUUUGGGUUUAGUGGUUAACACUUUGACACACAACUAUGAAAUUGUUCGCAACUGUCUUAAUAUGUACAAUGGAUACCUGCUGUGUUACAAGAAAUUGGCACUCAAUGGGCAAAAGGAAGGAAUGGAAAAAUAUCACCCAAUUAUCAAGAGAUCUUUGUAUAUAGUUGGCAUGUUGAUGAGAUUCUUUGACUUCACCAGUAAAGAAGUUCAGGGACCAUUUCCAGAUUCAACAAGGGAUGUGGUUGUGGAUAUACUACUUUUCUACCUACAAUUUAAGGAGCUUCAGUGCUUCACUUUGAAGGCUAUUGGUUCCAUUUGUAUCCAAUACUGUCAACUUAUGUUGACUCCCAAGCUGAAAACAGUGUACCUUGAGAUUUUAUGUGAUCCUACGCCUUCUUUUGAGUUGAAGAUUCAGGUACUGAGCAACAUAGAACAAUAUUUACAAGAGGAAGAUGGACGUUUAAUCAAACAAGAUUUAAAGUGGACAAAUUUAUCGAAGCAAGAGGACUUGAAAGAAAUGGGAGACGUGUCAGCAGGGAUGGCCAGCACUGUGGCCCAGCUGUUUAUCAAGGAGGUGCUGGAAGCUUACUUAUGCCCUAAUGUGAGUGUGAGACAAGCUGUACUUCGUGUAGUCCAGCUGAUUCUGCAACAGGGUCUCAUACAUCCGGUGCAGAUUGUGCCCUAUCUAAUUUGUAUGACCACCGAUGAGGAGAAGACAGUCCGCAGCAAUGCUGACAGACGGCUGGAAGAGAUAGAGAGAAAGUACCCAGGAUUUAUCUACAUGCAGUCACAAAGAGGAGUCAGUCUGUCAUACAGGCUGCAGGAAAUUCUGCAGACUCAUGGGAGUUCGGAUGUGCUCAGGGGCUACAGGAGUAAAGAUGAGGGCCAGCCUGUUGCGCUCAAUGGACCCCUUUAUUCCAUUUUGCACUCUCAACACCAACGCCGAGCAUUUAUCCUUGCUAUUUUUAAACGCUUUAAGGAACUGAAAGUUGAUUUGUCAGAAAUGCUGUUCUUGGUAGACAACAUGGCUUAUUUUCAUUACCAGACACAAGAGGAACCACUUUACAUUAUCAAUCAAAUUAAUUUAAUGAUUUCUGUGACGGGUACAACUCUGCUGCAGUCUUUCUUUGAGGCUUUGCUACCAAAAAUCACUUUGGAGGUAGCAGUCCAGCAGACAGAGGAGCCCACCUCUGGCCCUGCCUCCCAGGAAGAAAAGGAGGAGGACAUAGAGGAAUUGUUGGGCCGAGUGCCACAUGAUACUACCUUCCUGUAUGAGUGUCUGGUGGCCUCACGAGGUUGCAUGCUAUUGUUGUUGCUCAAACAACAUCUCAAGAAACUUUACAACAUAACCAAUAAUCAGAUUAGCGAAUAUUCUACAUCAGAGACAGCUAAAAGUUAUGAUAAAGCUGUGCAAAGGAAGAAACAUUCCAGAUUUAACCCAAACAUAACUCUGGAAAAACUCAAACAAGCAACACCUCAAGAUAUUGAUGAAACUGUUAAAAGGUCAAUCCUUUUGGAGUUUUUGGAGGCAGAAAAUCAGGCCAUAUGGGUAUGAAAUUUAAAAACCUUAUAAAUAACCUGGACUUGGAUGAUUGUAUGGAGAAAGAUACUGAAAAUGUUAUCUCAAACAUGGAAGUAAAGUCAAGUAUACCUUCAGUGGCAGUAAAAGAGAUAAGAAAAAACAAAUCAUUGAA